Messenger RNA from Osmia bicornis bicornis, 1033 nucleotides. RefSeq lists its product as uncharacterized. The record is from RefSeq and is a predicted model, not a curated record. Gene Ontology annotation, cellular component: lysosomal membrane. The transcript is spliced from 5 exons. Lineage: Eukaryota; Metazoa; Arthropoda; Insecta; Hymenoptera; Megachilidae. The coding region runs from base 158 to 742 and encodes 194 amino acids.
ACGUCGUCUGUGAUUCAAACUGCUUGCUUGACAGUUGGGAUGUGUAUUUGGAAACGGUGAAAUUUUAUUUGUUUCUAAAGACGUUUUUAUGCUUACGAGUUAAAUACAUUAAAGUAUUAAAAGAGAAACGGGUCUGGAUGCAACGUGUAACUGUAUAAUGUUGACGCAUAUCUUCCUCGUAACUGCAGUCACAUUGUUAUGCUUGUCACAAUCUGAGGCGCAGUACGAUGAUAAAAGAUGUAAGUGCAUUUGUCCUAAUGUUUCAUCAGUGGUAAAUACAGCGCAAUCAUCGUUAGUGCGAAAAACGUACAUCAUAAAUGUUCCACCUUCUCAAUGUAAUUGCGAAGGUGUUGUUUUGCCAAAGGUAGGAGAUCAGUUAAAAGGCAAGGAGGAAAUAUUUUGUUCAAGAUGUGGUUGCAAGUAUGAAAAUAGGAAUACCACUAUUAUUAAAAUAGUGGUAAUACUUGUUAUUUGGGUUAUAUCCCUUUUAGUGAUUUACAUGUUAUUCUUAAUCUGUUUGGAUCCAUUAUUGAACAAAACAAUUCAUAAAACUUCAACAAACAUUGGCUACCAUGAACAUAAUAACGUUGAUGACGAUUCAUCAAUUGGUCCUGGAACAUCUCAUCCUAUGGGUGAAAGAGGUAAUGUAUUGAAUCGUGUCGGUCAUCAACAAGAUAAAUGGAAACGGCAAGUUCGUGAGCAGCGACGUAAUAUUUAUGACAGACAUACCAUGCUUAAUUAAAUUAUACACUGUUUCUAAACAAAAAUCAAGCAUAAUAAAUAGUGAUAUGAGGCUGUGGCAUUUAUUUGUAGGCAUUUAAAGUUCUGCAUCUGAUUUUUUCCGAAUAUGUUAUAUAUAUAUAUAUAUGUAUAUUAAAUUAUUAGAACACCAUCUAUUUGUAAAUGCCAAUAAAUUAGGUCACAGCUGAUAUAUUCACAUUGUACCAGGUAUGUAUGUCUAGCAAUCUUAAAAUUCAUCAGAUUUAAUGUAUAAAACAAUAAAGUGUCAACAAUGUGUUAUUUUUAUUAGUAA